Penicillium argentinense is the source of this 4269-nucleotide messenger RNA. RefSeq names its product GTP-Rho binding exocyst subunit SEC3. Bases 1 to 4269 code for a protein of 1422 amino acids. The transcript is spliced from 4 exons. NCBI's taxonomy places the organism in Eukaryota, Fungi, Ascomycota, Eurotiomycetes, Eurotiales, Aspergillaceae. Gene Ontology annotation, molecular function: phosphatidylinositol-4,5-bisphosphate binding. The record is from RefSeq and is a predicted model, not a curated record. Gene Ontology annotation, biological process: Golgi to plasma membrane transport; exocytosis. Gene Ontology annotation, cellular component: exocyst; plasma membrane.
AUGAACGGUUCAAAUCGUCCCCGUCCGCCACCUCCCGCUGAGCCACGACGCGGGGGCGACCCUCGCAAUGGCAUGGCCGAUGCCAUGUCCCGAGCCGAGAAGUUCGAAGACGAGAAGAAGCGGAUUAUCCAGAGCUGUUACUCGAAGAAAGAUGCCGAUGGAACAUUGACCGAGUCCUACAUUACCCAUGUUCGAAUCACAGAGGACAGCUCGCAUCCUUCUACCCCUGCCCCGCCAAACUCGGCACCCGAAAACAAAAAGGCUCGAGUUAUUAUAGUCUCGGUCCGAAAGUCAGGCAGAGUUCGAAUGCACAAAGCCCGCGAAAAUAAUGAUGGGUCCUUCUCGAUUGGAAAAACGUGGAUGCUGGAUGACUUGUCCGCGAUUCAAUCCUAUACCGCAUUUGUUCCAAAGUCACCUGUCGAACAGCAACACAAAGAAUGGGCCGGUGCUCUUGGGUUCGUGGUUACUGUUGGAAAGCCCUAUUACUGGCAUGCCCGGACUUCGAAGGAAAAGGAGUUCUUUAUCGGCAGCCUGGUGAAGAUUUACAAGAAAUACACUGGUGGUAAAGUUCCAAAUCUUAUCGGGUUCGACGACAGGGAGCGCCAGCUUCUCGUCGGUACUGGUCCAUCAGGGUCUCCGGCACCCCCGCCACACCGAGGUGGCCCUGGUCCUUCGCCAGACGUUGUUCCUCCACAGCAGCCACCUUCCUCUUAUAGCAAUCGUGAUCCUAGCCGUGAUGGACCCCGCGAAAUUAGACGGAAACCGUCCGAGGAGCCGUCUCUUCGACCACAGAAAAGCCGCGAUCAAAUGCCGCGCCCUUCUACAGGAACCAGACCACCAGCGCCCUCUCCAUUUGGACCACCGCAGAAUCCUCCACCUAUGGUUCCGCCCCAGCGAGCGGAACCGAAGUCAUUUUUCUAUGCAGAUGAGAUGGCUCGUCCUAGCUUGCAAGAUGAACAGCGACCAUCUUCAUCUCGGAGUGGCCAACCGGGUCAGACCUUGGAAGCGAAACAACAGCUUGAUCCUAAACCCAGUUCGGAUGGACUGCGGCCUACCACUCCUGGCUCAUUAACCGGCGAAACGCGGGCUAUGGCAUCUAGCCCGGGCAGCAGCAUUGGCCAGAGGUCACCGUACCGCGAAACCAAUGAUAAAGGACCGACCUUGGAACAACAAACCCAACCUGGGCCACCACAAAGUGUAUCAGAAGACGUGUCCUUUAUGACGUUGGCAGAUGAACAGAAGCCAGCGCCGGUUUCAGAAGCAGAAACAUCCUCCUCACCACCACUUGUAGACCCGGCAGUGGCUGCUGUUGUGGUUGCAGCUGAUGAACCACCAGCGGCAGCAUCGGCACCGGCACCAGCUGCAGAAACGCCGACAGAGCCGCCAUCCACAGCUUCUCUUGACAAGGGAGGUGAUGAUGAUGAGGCACACCGUCCUGGUUUAGGCCCUAUGAUUAAAAAGAAGUCGGCCAAAGAUAUUGCUGGGGCUUUCCGGACAGCUGCUAACAUGCAUGGUGCUUUCAAACCUCGGCCUGGGGGAGCUGGUGAGCGACUUCUUGCUGCGGCAAAGAAGCAGCAACAGGGUCAACCGGGCCCUGAGCCAGAUGGUAUCACUGGUGUUGUCCCAGCUCCAUUCCUCUCUCGGUCUGCCAACGACGCCCCGAAGAGCCCCGUGGACGAUGACACAGAGAAAUCGUUGCCACCAUCAGAACCAACACCAGCUCCAACAUCUGUGGAGCCCUCUCUAAAGGUUGAAAUUGAAACGCCGACAGUCGAGGUCACAGAGCACGUGGUCCAAGAGGCUCCAGUGCUUCAUCUUCCCAGACCUGAAGAGUCUAAAGAUUCAUUGUAUGAAACUGGCCGGGUGGAAACUAGGCCAAGAACCCCGUCCCCGGCAGCUCAGGGCCGUCGCCGCAGACGUCGCGAAGACCAUACCCUUAAGUACUGCCAAGCACUCGGUAUUGAGGUUGCUGUCCUUGAUGGACGAGGUGUUGACUUCGACGACAUCCUAACUGAUCUUGGCUGGAACGGACGGUUAGGCGAUGAGCAGAAGAUUGAGGAUUUGGAAGCAGACGUGCGUCGUGAAAUUGGCCGCGUCGAAGCGACCAGCUGGCUGGGAAAUCUCGAACAGCAAGAGGGCAAGGUUGAGCAGUUAGCGGUCCUCAUUGACAAAACCAUUGAAGAGUGUGAGGAGUUGGACGGGCUGUUGACUCUUUACUCCCACGAACUCAACACUCUCAACGAGGAUGUGUCGUAUAUCGAAGCACAGUCCCAAGGUUUGCAGGUGCAGACUGCCAACCAGAAACUGCUCCAGAGCGAACUGCAGAAUCUCCUCAAGACUCUCUCCAUUUCCGCGAAUGAAAUGCGUCCCCUAAAGGAAGCCUCGCUGAGUAACCUGGACGGCUUGAAAGACACUGAAAAUGCAUUGUCGACGCUGUACAAGGCCAUGCUCAUGAUCGAUGCUGAUAUUGGACAAAACAAGCGGCGACAGGCCGAUGCUAGCGUUGGAGUUUACGCCAAUACCGAAAUUGGACAGAUGCGGGCGAUCAAGGACAAGAAGGAAGAGUACCGCUCUAUGGCGUUGAUGUUCUUGCAGCGCUUGAAGCAAUUCAUGUCUCUGGCCUUCAAGAUGGCUGAACAGAAGCGGACCGAGGCCAUGUCUUCUGCCUCCAAGGAUCCCCUGAAGUUGGAUAACUCAGCUCGACAAGCAGGACGCGGUGAGAUCUGGAUGUUCAGCCCGCUCAUGCUUUUUGCCCGAGAAGUGAGCACAUCGGAGUGGCAAGGGCUCCUCCAUCUGUACGAACAGCAAUCCAAGUCAUCGUACCAAAAUGAGUUCCGUGAUAACGGCUUGGCUUGGCGGAGAACGGCUCGCAAACCCACUGGUGAUGAGCAAGAACUUCUGUUCACCCACCAAGAGAAGGAGAAGGAAGGCGAGGGCAUUACUAUGGCCGCUCGAAAGCUGACUGUCCGACGAGGCAAGACCGUGCGAGCUGCGGCCGGUCUACGUCUUGGGUCUGGCGAGAAGAAGGCUCCUACCAAUGGCAAGGUUGAGCCCUGCGAGGCAUUUGCUGGAUCGCUGCGCGAGACGCUGAACAUGAUCACCGAAGAGCAGAACUUUAUUGUUCAAUUCUUCCACCUUGAUUCUCUCGCCACCGCGGAAUACUCAGACCUUAUUGCGUCCGCUGCUCCUGAAAACCGACAAUGCCCUGAUUUCUCUACCAAGCAGUCGCAUGACCCCGACCGGGGGAUGGCAAAGAGGGUUGAGCACAUCAUGGAUGAGGUUUAUUCCUUCUGGCCAAACGAUGUCCAAAGCAUGGUGGACUGGGCUCUCCAAGCCGACCCUAUGCAAGGAAUUGGCAUCUUGUUUGCCAUCGAGACGGCUAUGGCUGAUCUCGACGACACUAAUCAAGAAUUCAUUAUCCAUGCUCUCCAGAAGAUGCACUCGCGUCUCAUGGGUCUUUUCAACCGAUUUGUUGAUGAUCAAAUUCGCGGCAUUGAAGACACCAAGGUCAAGAUCAACAAGAGAAAGGGCGUCAUCUCCUUCAUGCGCGUCUUCCCCCACUUUUCCACUGCUGUUGAAAACAUGCUGGCCCAACCAUCUGGCGAAUUCUGCGACAUUCGUAUCGCCGUGAACGAUGCCUACGACCGCAUCAACCGGGCGAUGUGGGAGUCACUCAAGUUCAUCGCCAAGGAAGCUCCCGGCCAGCCACCCGGUGUCGCUGCCAGCGCGGGAGACCCCGAGGACAAGGAGAUACUCAACUACCACAUUCUGCUCAUUGAGAACAUGAACCACUACGCCGAAGAGGUUGACGUGCACAACCUGCCUGUGCUUCAACGGUGGGUGGACCGGGCGCACCAGGAUUUCGCGGAGCACAUGAAGCUGUAUCUUGAUGCGGUCAUCCACCGCCCUCUGGGCAAGCUGCUGGACUUUAUCGCCUCCAUUGAAACCUUGCAGGCGAAUGGCAAUGCGGCGGAUGUCGCCUCGCGCACCAGCCACUCGCGGGCCGUUGCCAAGAAGGUUCUUUCGUCGUACGACGCCAAGGAAGUGAAGCGUGGCAUCGAAAUGCUCAAGAAGCGGGUAGAGAAGCAUUUUGGCGACGCGGACGACCCUGGGCUGAGCCGCAGUCUGGUGCUGAAGGUGUUGCGGGAAUGCGAGGGCCGUUAUGAGGAUGCGUGGGAGCGGACCCGGCGCAUCAUCGAUACGGUCUACGACGGGCAGCUAGAGCUGGAGUGGCGCAAGGAGGACACCGCAACGAUGUUCCGGAAAUGA